Heterocephalus glaber (naked mole-rat) is the source of this 2211-nucleotide messenger RNA. RefSeq names its product CD83 molecule (gene Cd83). NCBI's taxonomy places the organism in Eukaryota, Metazoa, Chordata, Mammalia, Rodentia, Bathyergidae. The record is from RefSeq and is a predicted model, not a curated record.
ACGGACAGGCUGGGCUUCAGGGGGGAAGCUGCCCACCCUCUCUGAUCUUGGUUUCCCUUCCAUAAAAUGGGCACGGGCAGCGGGAUGGCCUGGUUCCCAGCUGCGUUUUGAGGGUCCCGGGGCCGGGAUCACCCGUGGGGGCGCGGUGUGCAGAGCCCCACGCGCGGGGCGCGGGGCGUUCCGCGGGGAUGGCUGUGGCCACCGCCCAGCCGCAGCAGCGACGCUGACUCGGGCGCCCGGCCGGGCGGGGACGCAGGCGGGGGCGGCCGGGCGGCGGGCGGGGAUCCCCCGGUGGCGCAAGGAAGUCCCCGCGCGCGGGUACAAGAGCGCGGGCGCGAGCGAGGCAGCAGCACCUCCAGCCAUGUCGCGCGGCCUCCAGCUCCUGCUCCUGAGCUGCGCCUGCAGCCUGGCGCCCGCCACGCGAGAGGUGAAGGUGGCCUGCUCCGGGACGGUGGACCUGCCCUGCCCCGCGCCUUGGGACCCGCGGGUCCCCUACGAGGUGUCCUGGGCCAAGCUCACUGAGGGUGGUGAGGAGAGCCUGGACUCGCCCCAGGAAGCUCUGCACCUCAGUGGACAGAGCUAUCAUCAGAGGAGGCAGAACAAGUCUUCUGAGGUCCCUGAAGGAAAGCCAUAUGCUCUGAAGAUCCAGAACACUACCAGCUGCAGCUCGGGGACAUACAGGUGCACUCUGCAGGAGCUGGGAGGGCACAGAAACCUCAGUGGCGUGGUGACUUUGAAAGUGACAGGAUGCUUUGAGGUACCCAAAGAAACCACUUUCAAGAAAUAUAGAGCUGAGAUUGUCCUGCUCUUCUCGCUUGUCAUUUUCUACUUAACACUCAUCAUUUUCACCUGCAAGUUUGCACGGCUGCAGAGUAUUUUUCCAGAUUUUUCUAAACCUGGAAUGGAACGAGCUUUUCUCCCAGUCACCUCCCCCAAUAAACAUUUGGGGCCAGUGACUCUUCACAAGACAGAAGUGGUGUGAACAGGAUUUCUGCUGUUUUUCUAAAGUCAAGGGCUCAGUGGCAUGCCUAGAUACCACAUUGGACAAGAGAAGAAUGAGCCCCACCUUGAAGAUGAUGCCGCCCUGCCUGUGAGGUCCUUCACCUGAUUGAGAACACCUGAAGUGGAUCCCACCCCAUUGUCUGCUUGCAGGGUCUUGAAAACCAUCACAUGAUCACAUAGCAUGGGGCCAUUGCUACUUUUCCAUGGCUGCCAUCUUGGCAUUUUAUGCAGCUAUCUGGUCAACCUCUUGAACACUUUUUCAGUCGUAUAAAAGCUAUAGUGAGAUGCAGUUGGAAAAGGGUCUGAGGAAAUUUGAAUUCCCAGAGCUGGCCCUGUGUCUGACUCCUGAGGUCAGCCUUCUUCUUGCACAUCUGGAAAACAUCUCUUUGAAUUUGCCGUGUUUUGUUGCACCAGCCCAGAUGUGUUAUAUCUGAGAAAGAUUGACAGGCUAAGCUGUGAGACAGUGAGAAAUAUUUAGCAAAUAAUUUCCUGGUGUGAAGGUUCUGCUAUCACUAAGGAUGAUUAUGUGUAUAUAGAAGUGAAAGGUCAAUGGACUGGUCCCCAACAAGGCCUUUACAUCUGGGAAAGACAUCCAUAAAGAAGCAAUAAAGAAGAGUGCCACAUUUAUUUUUAUAUCUAUGUAUACUUAUCAAAGAAGGAUUUGUGUUUUUCUUCUUUUGAAAUCUAGAUCUUGUCGGAUAGCAUUGCUAACUGACAAGCAGUUAGGAUAUGGAGAGUGAGAAGAAUUCAGAGAAUGACAGUAGGAUAGAAAGGAUAGAGCACUACUGAGUAAUCCCUGUUGGGAUUACUAGACCACCCAUGCCAUUUGAUUCUCACCCUAGGUGUCCCAUUACCUAGCUGUAUGAGUUUGGACAAGCUGUCUAUGGUUUCUUCAUUCUCAGUUGUAAAGUAGGAGGCUGUUGUGUGGGUUGAUUAAACUGAUAUACGAGAACAUGCUUUGAAAAGGCGUAAAGCACUAUACAAAUUCAGCACUCCAUUGGGUCAUAAUCCUUGCUAUUACUGUGAUGUAUAUCUUGUGUUUUCCAUCAUUCAAAACAAAGAAGGCUACGAAGAGAAUAUUCUUGGAGUCUUCCCCAUGGAUUCCUUUGUCUGUACCAGUAUUAGAGAGUGAAGAGAAUACUGAGUUGAUUUAGUGCUUUUUGUCUCUUUGUCAUCACUUUCCUGGUAUUAAAGGUAUGCAUGCGAAUA